Molecule: messenger RNA, 1524 nt
Organism: Gekko japonicus
Lineage: Eukaryota; Metazoa; Chordata; Lepidosauria; Squamata; Gekkonidae
Gene: COASY
Product: Coenzyme A synthase
Exons: 7
Biological process (GO): coenzyme A biosynthetic process
Molecular function (GO): ATP binding; pantetheine-phosphate adenylyltransferase activity; dephospho-CoA kinase activity
Source: RefSeq, a predicted model, not a curated record
GCUCGGCUGGUACAAGACACCCUCUAUGUCCACCUGCAGCCGGGGCUCAGCUUGACGGGCUCCACACAACCCCGCUCCACGUAUGUCCUGGCGACCUCGGAGGUCUACACCCUCAUCAGCAAGUUGUACACCGACGCUGACGCCCACGCCCACCUUGAUGUCCGUGUGCUGCUCACCAACAUCCUCAACCAGGGCGCCACCCCGGCGGCACUCGGAUCAGUGCAGAAUCUCUCCCAGCCGCCCGAGGUGGUGCUCACUGACUUUGAGACUGGAGAUGGGGGUCAGUCCAACCCGGUCAAGCAGCGCCUGGAGCGCUACGCCACCAGCUGCUACAGUUGCCGGCCCAAUCUCAUCUCCGUUUUGUUGUACCCGGAGUAUGAGCUAGAGGCCGUCGACGGGGAGCUACCCCCACAGCCCGAGACCGGCACAUCCGGAGAGCCUCUUGAGAGCUACAGUGAUGUCGUCGUGGGGGGCACUUUUGACAGGCUUCACAACGGCCACAAGAUCCUGCUGAGCGUGAGCUGCAUGCUGGCGGAAAAACGACUCCUGGUGGGCGUCUCGGACAAAGAUCUCCUGGAAACGAAGGUGCUGAAGGAGCUGAUCCUGCCCUAUAUCUUGAAGGAGGAUGGAACGAUUGACCGAGCCGUCUUAGGGGCCAAAGUGUUUGGAGAUCGGGAGCAGCUGAAGAGGCUGACCGACAUAAUGUGGCCGGUGAUGGGUCAGAUGGCCAAAGAGAAGAUCGAGGAGGCAGCUGCACAGGGAGCGACGGUAUGUGUGUUGGACGGCGCCGUGUUGCUGGAGGCUGGCUGGGUGGACAUGGUGCACGAAGUCUGGAGCAUCAUUGUCCCUGAGGAGGAGGCCAUCAGACGCAUCCUCGUCCGAGACGGCAUAAGUGAGGAGGCUGCCCGGAAGCGCCUGGAGAAUCAAAUGCCCAGCAGCCAGCGCGUGAAAUAUGCCCAUGUGGUUCUUUGCACAAUGUGGGAACCAGAGGUUACGUAUGAGCAGGCAGAAAAGGCUUGGGCCCUGCUCCAGAAACGCCUCAAAGAGGAGUAGAUCUUGAACUGUGAGAUGGGGGAAUCGCCUCUGCAACCCCACUCCCUCUGCACUGCCGGAUUGGAAAAGCACGCACCGGACAGGUCUCGCCCCAGUGCAGGGACCACAGAUGAGGGUGCAGAUGCGGGAAAGGGAGUUCAGACUGCCUGAUGGCUGCGAGUGGGAGAGGAGAGAGCUGCAUUCCCCCGUGUGUUUUUUUUUCCUAUUGCAAACAGCCAAGGGGAACAAUGGAGCAGAAAACCAGAAGCGGGACUGCCUGUUGAGCAGGCAAGAACCGUUGUUAAAUGCCGGAGCCACGCUUGGGUUGCAUGAGUUUCCUGGGGAGCAAUGUUUUAGUGACUGAUGAGGGUGCCCAAAGAUUGUGAGGGUGUGGGGGCUGGCUGUAUAUCAGGGGUGCUGCGCUGUCCUCACCUGCCCCCGAGCUCUCUGCUCUCGGUAUGCUGUGUGCCCUGCGCAUAAGCUAUACAUAAA